This is a messenger RNA of Diprion similis, 2327 nucleotides long. RefSeq lists its product as uncharacterized. Gene Ontology annotation, molecular function: protein binding. Lineage: Eukaryota; Metazoa; Arthropoda; Insecta; Hymenoptera; Diprionidae. The transcript has 8 exons. Bases 169 to 2232 code for a protein of 687 amino acids. Gene Ontology annotation, cellular component: Golgi apparatus. The record is from RefSeq and is a predicted model, not a curated record.
UGAUAAAAAAAAAUUAUACUAAAAAAAAUUCGUUUGGAACGAGAGUAAGGGAAGUAAUUUAAAUUCUAUCACCGCAUGCAUGUGGGUCACUCGCAUCGUGGUUGCAGUUGCAGCUACACCUAAGAUAACAAGAUCCCAGUGGAGUUCACCGAGCUGAGAAGGUGAAGAAUGUGGAGUUCGGUGACAGCUGCAGGAACUGAGAAUGGUCCAGCACCACCAUCGCGAAGUAAACAUAGCGCUACCCUGCUUUCCGGUCAUGUGUACCUUCUGGGUGGUCGAAACGGCAAUCUUCCCUUAAAGGACUUGUGGCGCUACAGCCUUGCUGAAAGCAGAUGGGAGGAGCUGCAUCCUGGCGGCGAAAGGCCAUCGGCAUUGCAAGAACACAGUGCAGUCGCUUACAAGGAUUGUCUCUACGUUUUUGGUGGGGAGCUUGGAUUCUCAGCAGGCACAGAAACGCCGCUUUGGGUUUACAAUGUCAAGAACAACUCUUGGAGAAAAAUAAGAGCACAAAGAGGCUGCGCAGUGCCGAGAGGACGCAGAGGACACACCGCCCUCGUCCAUCGAGGACAGAUGUUGAUAUACGGUGGCUAUCAGGACCUUCGAGGGAGUUCGCCAGAGCUAUGGGCCUUCCACUUCGAAACGGAAUCAUGGCAUUUACUCUCAUCGAGCGAAUGCGGUCCAGCAGCAAGACACAAGCAUUCGGCAGUGCUUCACGAAGAUGCGGUUUACAUUUACGGCGGUAUGACAGAUCUGCAGGAGAGAAGCGACUGUUGGCGGUGGGACGUCAAUACAGCCUCGUGGUGUUUGCUCAAAAGUAAACCUGGUCCAGGACCUCUUCACGGACACGCUGCGUGCAGGUUGCCCAGCUGCAUGCUUCUAUUCGGUGGCGAAAGCGGCGGGUUGCCCACCAACGAACUAUGGAGGUUUCAUUUCGGUACUGAGACUUGGGAGAAACUUUGCGUACCUGGGCUGAAGCCACAACCAAGAGCGGAAAGUGUGGCUCUCGCGGUUUCCGAGCUUCUACUUCGAGGCUCGUGUAUCGAUCAUCCCAAGGCUAGAUUUCGGAGCCAAAGACCCAGGCUGUCGUCGAACAGGGUCUCACCGUCUGAGGCCUCAACAAGGCCCAGUUUUCUUAAGGAAAUCUCGAAACUGUCGCAGAUAAACCUUUCGAGAUUAAGCCACCCCGCGAAGUGCAGCUACUCUGUACUUAGUGGCCAAGAAGACAACGAAGAGAGUCCAAAAGAAGUGAAUUCGUACUACCCAUUUCAACAAGUCGACGUUGAAGUGGCCGAGUCGACGACAGGGAUGGUCAAAUCCCGCAGUGCCAAUGCACUGGCUAAACGACGCCAAAAACUUCCCGAACUUCCAAAAACGGCGGAAACUCGUUCGACGUCGGGAAUGAUCCGUGAUCCGAUUUCUGUGCCAAAUUUUCGGGCCUUAACCUUGCCUACCCCAGUGCUUACCCCAGUAGAAGCCGCGAGGCUCGUUUUCGUUGAUCCAGAUGAAGAUACCGAUGACGAGUACAAUAAGGAUCCACCAACCACGAGACUCAUCGAAGUCGCAGAGGCGGAGCCAAGGGAUUUUGCAUCAGUUCAUCAGGCCUACCAGCCACCAACACGUGGCGACAGUUACACUUCCCACCUCUACGAGGCAGUUCAAACCCCGAAAACUCCGACUACAACGAAGAUCCCAACCUCGGCAUCGGUAAGAUUCGCAGACCUUGAAGAGGGCGAGGAAUCGACCUCUGAUUACGCGAGCAUCGAAGCUCGUAGUCCCGGCGAUCCUCUGGGAGAUGACGACUGGCCCAAAAAGUCGUCGAAACAGAAGAUAAUUCGUGAAGGACAGUUCGGAUUUUGCAAUCCGAACUAUUUGGGCCUCGAGAUGAACGUCGACGCGAAAUACGCCAAGAUGCUUAACAGUCCGCCUGACAGCGUCCUCGAGGAUGGACCGGGCCGAUCGGCGUCACAGACAUUCGAGGAACUCCUCGAACUCCAGGAAAUGAGACCUCGGGCUCCGCCGAAGAGCCUGCCCUUAGGAUCACCCUCGAGACGAGCCCUCAGCGCCUCCAGAGCUGAAAGACAGAGGGCCAAAAUGGCCGCCACAGAGGCGAACACUCCAGGACCUGCGCCGCUCUACGUCUUCUUGGUUGGCGGUAAGGAAAAGGGUCAGGUCACCGUAUUCGCCAGGCCCGUUUCAUUGUGGAAGUUGCAACUCGCCCCGCACAUAUUCUGAAUCGUAACUAUAUAAUUAGCUCUAUUAUUUACGGUACAAGGCUCAAAAAUCAUCAUUAUCCAGUGCCAAGAUUAUAUAAUUAUGUUUUUCCAAAA